Eurytemora carolleeae is the source of this 5037-nucleotide messenger RNA. Its product is annotated as aminopeptidase N. The transcript has 30 exons. Gene Ontology annotation, molecular function: metalloaminopeptidase activity; zinc ion binding; peptide binding. Gene Ontology annotation, biological process: proteolysis; peptide catabolic process. Bases 1350 to 4862 code for a protein of 1170 amino acids. The record is from RefSeq and is a predicted model, not a curated record. NCBI's taxonomy places the organism in Eukaryota, Metazoa, Arthropoda, Copepoda, Calanoida, Temoridae. Gene Ontology annotation, cellular component: cytoplasm.
AAACAGGAUAAGCAGGCAAUAAGAAGUCGGCUUAUUUAAGUAUAUUGCGGCAUUUUUUAAACAGAUAUUUUUGUAUUUUUGAUUUGGGUUUGGUGAGGGUGAGACCACACAAAAAAAAGGCAGCGGCCAAUCUGUGUUACUCGCGAAUGCCGCAAUGAAUUAAAGGACAGAGAGAGCCAUAGUCGCGGCGCUCGGCCCCCUAGUCUGUCAUAGCCGAGAACGAAGCCCAGAAAGUGUCUAAAACUAACCUAACCCUAAAAUAUAUAUUAAUCUCUCUCUUCUUAUAAUUCAUUGGGGCAUUCGCGAGUAACAGAGUUUGGCCGCUUCAAAAAUAGAGACUACAGAUGUUAAUUUUUUUCGGAAAUAAAUGAACCCUACUAUGGGACCCAUUUCACUGUGGAAUAUCAAGACGAAUGUUAGGCCCACUAAACAAUAACAUGAAUUGUGCAGUUUUCAGGGCCAUUUCACUUAGCUCGUUGGUUUUCAAACUAUAACUGGUAAAAUAUUUGCUUUAUAACAACCCGAAAUACUCAUAAGGUUGCUGAAAAAUCGUUUUCUAUACCACAGUUUUAUGAUACAUUGUUUCAAACGCCCUGGAACUGCUGUCUUUGUAAAAAUUAAAUUUGUUGUAAAAUGUUCUAUUCGAAUUUUCUUAUCUUUUUAUACAAAGUUGUCAUCUCUGUUUGUUGGUCUGUCUGUUUGUUUGUUUUUCCGAUCAUAACUGAGGAAUCCCUGGAUUGAUUUGCCUUAAAUUUUGAUUGGGGAACUCGGUAGACCCACGGAAUGUCCAUUGCUUGAUUUUGAGAUUCUAAGUUGAGUGGGUGGACUUUAACAGCGAAAAUUUUUAGUUUCCCGGUAAAAUCGUUCAAUUGCGGGUAAACGGCGGGAGGAACUUUUAGUAACCUUUGCAGCGCUGGGUUUUCAAGAUAGUUAUAUUAUAAAAACAAAAAUGUGUCAGUGUCUAGAAACAACUAAUCACUUCUGAAAAUUUUCUAACGAUUUGCACAAAAGUAUUUCUUUGUCUCCAUUUAGUUUAGAGUUCAUAAGUUCUGAAAUGAAAUAAUUUUCUUCUUAAUAAUAAUGGAUGAAUAAAAUGUUUGAUUACUAACUUAUUUACUUUAUCUCCUUUCACUGAGUCUAGUCCUAAUUGUUUUUACAUAAAGCAGUAAAAAACAUAAAAUAUUCUAACAUUGUUUAAUAUUCCUUGUAGUUGGUAUUCAUCAGUGAAAGGAUAAAGGACGUUUGCCAGGAGUAGAAACUUAAAACAAGUUCAGAAAUCAGAAAACUCAGUUUGGGAAUUCAGUUUGUACAUUCGUCCUGGGAGAGAUCAUUCCAGACUCUGGUGGAAGAUGCAUUUCAACUUUGGAUUUCAUCCUAUCAUAGGCAUAUUACUGUUACAAGUUUUUCUGUUGGCUUCAGGUCAACAAUUCAGUAUGGACCGAACUUAUCCAGCAGAGAUUGGGAAAAAUGCAACAAUCUGGUGUAUGACCUCAUCAUCCAUUUUCUCAAGGUCCUGUGUCAUGGUUGCACCUGGAAAUAAAACCUUAAACCUGGAUCUGAAAACAGGAAAAGUCAGGGACAGCAGCUUCGCCACAUCAGAGAGAUAUGAAGCAUAUUCAAAUAAACAAUUUCAAAUGUGUGCUAUUAAAAUACAUUCAGUAAAGGUUAAUGAUUUAGGACAAUGGGAGUGUAAGAUACUAAGCCUGGGUACCCCCGCCCAGGUCGGGUUCAUCAACCUCCUUGAUAAUGAGAUGGGGUUCGUGAAAGAUGUUCGUCUGCCACGACAUGUUCUACCUGACUCCUAUAUAAUCACCCUUAUACCCUAUCUAGUAGAAGGGAACUAUACAGUUGACGGUCUUGUAGAAAUUAAUGCGCGCAUUGCAGAUGCUCCAAACAGCUGUGAUAAUAAGUGUAUUAUUCUGCACAGCAAGGAGACUGCUCUUGAUAUAAAGCAUGUGGAUAUACAGAUGGGUGGAUUCAAGCUAGUUAUUAAUGGUGUUGCAUAUGACAAGGAUCGAGGGUUUUUAAUCCUAUAUCUAGAGGAAGCUCUGGUUCCAGGGAAAGAUUUGCGCAUAGAAAUCGCCUUCUUAGGAACUGUGCAAGAUAAAAUGACUGGGUUCUAUAGAAGCUCAUAUUUUGAUUUUACAUUAAACAAGACACAAGUAGUUGGUUCAACACAGUUUCAGUCUAUAUACGCCAGACAGGCAUUCCCUUGUUUUGAUGAACCAGAUAUGAAAGCUACAUUUAAAGUAAUAUUGGGUAGACAAGGAAAUAUGAUCACACUCUCCAAUAUGCCAAGGAAAAAAACUGGUUUAGUAUUAGGAACUGAGGUUGAUGAGUAUGAGACCAGUGUCAAGAUGUCAACAUAUCUUCUUUCAUUUAUAAUCUGCGAGUUCAAGAGCCUUUACCAGCAAACAGACCCGUUUGUUCCCUUACCUUUCAAUGUGUGGGCUCAAGAGGAUAAACUACCACAGCUUAAACAUGCUGCUAAUAUUGGUAAAAAGGCAAUUCCAUUUUUUGAGGAUUUGUUUGACUUGAAGUAUCCCCUGGCGAAACUGGACUUAGUUGCAAUCCCAGAUUUCAAGUAUGGUGCCAUGGAGAACUGGGGAAUUAUUUCUUACAGAGAUAAAUUUCUUUUUUAUGAUAAAACUGACAGCUCUGAAUUAAAUAAAUUACAGAUAUCAAUGGUUGUAUGUCAUGAGAUAGCUCAUCAAUGGUUUGGAAACCUUGUGACGAUGAGAUGGUGGAAUGAUCUCUGGUUAAACGAAGGGUUUGGCACUUAUAUGGCGUAUGUUGCUGUAAACUCAAUCAGCCCUGAAACAAAAUUAUUGGAGCAGAUUGCUUUUAUUGAAACCAAGGAUAUCUUUUACCUCGAUGCUGUUCAAUCAUCACUACCUUUAUCCGCAGAAGUAAAAAACCCCGAAUAUGAAGCAAUGCAGUCCAAGCUUACUAUGUACAAGGGUUGCUUGUUAAUUAGAAUGAUGGAGAACUUUUUAACCCCAGAAGUAUUUAGACAGGGCAUAAGAAAUUAUUUAAAGGAACACGCUUAUGAUAAUGCUGUCGAAGACAAUUUAUGGGAUUCUCUUGGAGAACAUGCUCAAGACAGAUCCCUCCCAAAUGAUAUGACAAUGAAGAAUGUUAUGGAUACCUGGACACUACAACAAGGAUAUCCAUUUAUUCAUGUAAAUUUUGCUGAGGGAAGCUGGAAUAUUUAUCAGCAAAAGUUUACUCUUAAUUCUGAAACCAACAAGAAGGAUGAAUUUCUCUGGGUGAUUCCAAUUUCAUAUAAGAGUAUAUCUGGAAAUCUAUCAGAUACCUCAGUGAACUUUUGGUUAACAGGAAAGUCGGCUUCUUUUCCAGCUCGUAGCAAAGAAUUAUGUAUCUUCAAUGCAGGUCGAAUGGGGUAUUACAGGGUUAAUUACUCUCCUGCACUAUGGGAUGAGAUUAUUGAAAAUUUUCCCAAACUUCCAAAUGUGGUCCGAUCACAACUAGUGGAUGAUGCUCUUUUUCUAUCCCGCAUUGGUGAACUAUCCUACUUUUCCACAUUUAAUCUUCUCAAUAAUCUCAGAACUGAGACUGACUAUGUAGUUCUAUCAGCUGCUGAGAAUGGUUUAAAGUUCUUGAUGAAUAUGCUGGUUGAUGAUAGAAGAUAUCCAGCUUUUCUCAAGUUCACCAAGAGUCUGGUAGUGAAGGUUUAUGAUGAGGUGAGUAAAAGUACUUCCGUCAGAUACCAAGACGUAGUCAGAAGAAACUUAGUUAUGAAAUGGACAUGCUCUUUGGAUAUCAAGGACUGUAUUGAUAGAGCUGAGAAAAAGUUUAAAAUCUGGAAACAAACAGAAGAAAAUUAUGAGCUAAGCGUAGGUCCUGAUGAAAAAGAGUGGGUGUAUUGUUAUGGUCUAAAAUAUGGAUCUCAGGAGGACUGGGAUCUUGUGUGGAAAAGGACUCAGGAAACUAAAAUAGUGCGUGAAAAAUCUGCUCUGUAUGAAGCUCUCGCAUGCACUGACAGUAUCAGUCUUCUUGAUAAAUACUUGGACAUUUCUAUUGAUCCUAAUUCUACAAUCAGGAAGCAAGAUAAGAGAUAUGUGUAUUCUGCAAUUGGUAAAAAUAAUGUAAAUGGAGCAGUGCGUAUGCUUGAUUGGCUUGAUGAGAACUGGGAACAGAUAUUGAAAUAUUAUGAAGGAAAUUUCCCAUACAACGCAAAAUUUAUGAUUGAGCCCUAUUCUGAAAAUGCUUGUACCCAGGAGCGUUUUGAUAAGUUAAAUCAGUUCUAUAACAAGAACAAGGCUAAGCUUGGCACUGCAGGACAAAUUGUUGAAGAAGUUUUAGACAAAAUCAAAGCCAACUUCAAUUGGAGGGAAACGUUUUUUGAUGCUGUUUUCAGGCAUUUAGAAAGAGUGCUAAAAGAAACAAGAGCAGGCAAUGAAGAGACCACCAAUACCAAUGAAAAUGAUAAAAUUAUUGUUGAUGAAGGACCAGGUGACAAUGAAGAAGGAUCUAUAACUGGCCAUGAAGGUUCUGAAACUGGCAAUGAAGGAUCUGGAACUAAUAAUGAAGGAUCUUCAACAAACAAUCAAGGAUUGUCAACUGACUAUAAAGAAACUAAAAAAAGCAAUGAUAAAACACCAGAAGAAGAUGAAUAUGAAACAGAAGCAACAACCACUACAGAAGCAACAACCACUACAGGAGCAACAACCACUACAGAAGCAACAACCACUGGCAAAAUAAGAAGUGGGCAACGGAACUCCUGGUGGAGAACCAUGAUUGAUUUUCUGAUGAAAAACGGUUGGAUGUAUCAAGAAGCUAAAGCUAUUAUCACAGACAGAAGUCGGUUGAACAAUAUACUGUUGAAUUUAAGAGGUUAAAUGUGGAAUCUUGAAGACGACUGAAAUGAAAAGAUCACGCGGCAACAUUUUUCAUGAACAAUUUGAAUAUGAAGACGAUUAUUAUAAAGAUAAUUAUUAAUUUGGAUUAUUUUUCCCCCUCAUGUAAAACGUUUGUAUAAUAAUGUAGUUGGAAAUAAAGUAUAUUAAACAUUCA